GAAUUGCAGGAAAACAUGGCGAUCCCUCACGAAGUUUUAGCUGAAGGAUGGAUCCCUUUUACCGUCGUACUUGUGAUGACACUUAUAUUCUCAUGGUUCUACAUACGAUAUUAUCAAGACAAUUCACURUCUGAGGUGUCUUCUACUAUAACUGCUAUCAUUGCAUUAGUGAUAGCUUUGCUUACCUCUGCUUUGGUUCCUGUUGAUAUAUUUCUUGUUUCAUUCAUGAAGAACAAUGAUGGUUCCUGGAAGCCCUGGAGCUCUAUUACUGCUGAUAGAAAUGAUCUUGAGUCACUGGUUGAUACUUCAUACUAUGUUCUCUAUGGUCUUUUGGCAUCCUUGAUAUUCUUGAUCAUUCCCUUCAUGUAUUUCUACUUUGAGGAGAAAGAUGAUGAUGUCACUACAAGAGAGAGAAUGUGCAGUGCAGUAAAGUAUUCCAUUGGAUUCCUAAUUGUUGCAAGUGUUCUCCUACUGAUAGGGGCAUUUGCACCACUGAAACAGCCUCCCAAAAAUGUCACAGAAUGGGAUCAGAAGUUGUUGUUUCUGAAAGAUGAACUUGCUUCUAAUAAGGGAGAAACUGCAUUGUCUUUGAUGAUUGGUUUCCUGGCCCUCAUUGGGAUGUUGAUCAUGAUCUUUUAUACUGCUUAUGGAAUGACAGCACUUCCCUUUGCAAUGCUUAAAGGUUUCAAAAGUUCAAAGAAAGAACAUGAUGGGGUCAACAGAAAACUUGAAGAUAACAAAGAAAGAGCAAGGAUGAUAAGAGCUAAAUACAUGGAUGGCCGGUCUAUCAAUGGUAGAGACAGACGACUUCUCUCCCGUUUAGAAGCAGAGGAACAAACACUAGUGCGGCAAGAAAGACGACUUCAUAAUGCACAGCUUGGCUGGCUCAACAAGUGCCUUGUUUGCUGCAGACCAUUUGAAGUUGUUUUCGGAGUGUUUUACUUGCUUUUUGCAAUUUUGCUAUUUGUUUCUCUAUUCAUAACCUGCUUGGACAAAGCUCUACAUUCUGAAGGAUACAAGUAUGGCUAUAUGCUAACAAAGGCACAAUUACCAAACCCUAUUAACAUCAUUAUGGUUCAUGCACAGAAGGUCUUUCCCCUUGACUACUGCUUGUUUCUGGCCAUUGUGUUGUACUUCAUCUAUGCGUCCAUGGCGGGAAUGAAGAGAACUGGCAUACGUUGCUGUUGGAUACGACUGUUCAAAAUCCGUCCUCGUCAUACUCUUCCCCAGGCCUUGCUCCUAAUGUGCGUCAUGCUCAUGUUGAUUGUCCUGUCUUUGAACAUGAUGCUYUUCAGCUUGGCUCCACAGUACGUAAUGUAUGGCAGCCAGCAUUAUUUGCUACAUAAAAAUGUUACAGCUCACAAUGUAACAACGAUAACAUCAACAAGUGAAGUAUGCUCGACGAAGAUUUCGUCAGAUGACUGUACAGUGACACGAAUCGCUGUUUUCUUGAAUCGUUUCUUCUACAAAAUUUGGUUUUUCGGUGCUUGUUAUUACUGGGGAACAUGGCUAUUUCUUUUGGCGUUUGUCAUCGGUCUUAUUGUGUCUAUUGUGAGGAAAAGGAAAACAGUUGUCGAGGAAUACCUGAGUGACAGCGAUGACUCAGAAGAGGAAUUAAUUGCUGCGUGAAUUAGUCAACCAAUCAUGUGACCUUAGUUCUAUAGACUAGCUCUUAGCUGAUUGGAGGCCUGUGUCACGUGACGUGUGUCACGUUGUACAUGAAUACCAAAUCUAUCAUAAUGUGCAGUGACGCUAUUUUCUGCAAAGCAUGAUGGGAGUUGUAAUCUUUGUUGUCUGCUUACACAGUCCCUAUAUGUGGGAUCGUUACUUGAUUUCUUUACAAAAAAUGUAUAUAUAAAAAGGUUUUGGGGAYCAAAGUACAAAGUACCGCGAAGUUUAUCAUCAUGUUUUGUUGUACAAAAUAGCGUCACUGGACAGUGCUUAUGUUUGAGCAGUCU
This is a messenger RNA of Exaiptasia diaphana, 1958 nucleotides long. RefSeq names its product probable lysosomal cobalamin transporter. The record is from RefSeq and is a predicted model, not a curated record. NCBI's taxonomy places the organism in Eukaryota, Metazoa, Cnidaria, Anthozoa, Actiniaria, Aiptasiidae. Gene Ontology annotation, biological process: protein localization to vacuole. The transcript is spliced from 15 exons. Gene Ontology annotation, cellular component: vacuolar membrane. Bases 16 to 1629 code for a protein of 537 amino acids.